AUGCCAGCUGCGGCUGCAAAGGGGACAAAGGUCUAUGCCUUUUUGACCUUCCACGUGAGGACGGGUAGAUUAGCAGCCUUUUGUGAUGCCUGUGCAGAACUCCUCAGCGCUUCAACCAAUGAUGUUGGGCGUGUGAGGAUAGCGCUUCAUCGAGAAUUGCCAUGGGCUCGGUCUAUGUCAAACGAGGAGUUUACCCUUUUCAUGAUGGAGCAGACUUGGGCAUGUGGUGCUGACUUGGAAAAGCAUACCUGUUCUCCACAUGCCGUGAAGUUCAAUGAGGCGAUCCUGAAGCAGAGGAUGCUGGCCACUGAGCCGAGCGUGAGCAUUUUUGGUGAGCCCUUAACGACCACCCAACUCGCUAAGCUGGCUGCAGAGGCCUCCGCGCAAGAAGCAGCAGAGGCUUCUCUGGCAGGUGAAGAGGUCAGCAACUCACCUGCUUUCCAUUGA
This is a messenger RNA of Cladocopium goreaui, 447 nucleotides long. Lineage: Eukaryota; Dinophyceae; Suessiales; Symbiodiniaceae. The record is from the annotation of a GenBank genome assembly.